Filobasidium floriforme is the source of this 2045-nucleotide messenger RNA. RefSeq lists its product as uncharacterized. NCBI's taxonomy places the organism in Eukaryota, Fungi, Basidiomycota, Tremellomycetes, Filobasidiales, Filobasidiaceae. The record is from RefSeq and is a predicted model, not a curated record. Bases 135 to 1754 code for a protein of 539 amino acids. The transcript has 4 exons.
CAUCCUCCUUACUCCGUGGUCGACCUUACUUGAUUGCUAUAGAACCGGAUGGCAACCACAGGAUCUUAAUUCGCUAGUCACGCUCGUAGGAGGGAUCAUCCCAUCACCGUCGACCCACAUCGAGCAGAAGAAGCAUGAGUGAUAACGGCGAGGAUUCACCAUGGUCCUCGGAACAAGAGGAAUCGCUAUCAAGUAGCGAAGCCUCACCGUCAGAAUCCUCUUCCUCGUCAUCUUCUUCAUCUUCCGGAAGCGAGGAUGGGUUCUUUAUUGAUCCCCGCCAUGCCGCCAGCGCAGAUUCCGGCUGUCCGAUCGAGAUUGCGCCUGUGAACACUACCGUCUCGAGGAAGACCAAGACCCUGCAUAUCCAGCUUUUUGAGCUGUCAGAAGCCUUGUUCUAUAUCGAUCGACCUUACAUGUCGGGACGGUACUUUCCCGCAUCUGAAAAGACGGUCUGGCAGACGGCUGUCAAAGCCUUGAUCGCCUUGAAUCUGCCGCGAAAGGGUCAUGCGAUCGAGGAAAAUGGCAUCAAGAUGGCCGCUAAGAAAGCUAUGGCUUGGAACUAUCGUAGGCUGAUUGAUAUCAAGUCGCGAUUUCACAACGAUGCCAAAUAUCGUGAAAGACUUUCCGGAGCCGAAGCCAGAGCUCAUGUGCAGUUCUUUACGACGAUGGAUCGCUACACAAAGAGCGAUGGCUGGCGGGAUAUAUGCGCCUAUGAAGCGAGGUACCCCGUUCCCAAGAGCCUUUUAAGCCUUGGGUACGUUGAUAUCCAGCAAAGAGUCCUCAGGUUGCUACUGCACCAAGCUCUAGGUGGACCGCACUCCCAGGUCCUUGAUCUCAGCGAUUUGGUUCUUGCGAACGAGAUCCCAGAUCUUCUCAACGAGUUCCCAUGGUCUCGUUGCAUGCGCUGGUUCUCUGAUGUAUCCUCGAGGGGUGUCCUGAACACGAUUACAGAGGGUUCAGAGAGCACGGCGAUGUCCUUGUUUGACAAGCAACGUCUUGCCGUACAUUUUCUGGAUCUUACAGGGAAUGAAAUCGCUGGAGCGCCGAACGUGCUGUUCGGCACGUUCACCAACUUGAGAUGUAUCGCUGGCGACUUCAAUUUUGGUCCUGCACUUCAGGCCUGUGAAUUGUUGGACCACAGGCAUCUUGCUGCGGCACCUGAAGCUUGGUCGAGAGACCCGCCUGCUCCGAAGACAUACAAGGAUGCCAUUGCUCGCCAACGACUGCGGAGUUAUCCGUGGUAUCCGUUCGCGAGUCGCUAUCGAGUAAAGCUGCUUUCCGCUGUACGUCACGACGCACUGCUCGAUUCUGCAAUGCUUAUCAGGUUCCGGCGUCAUAACGCGUCUGGACCGGCCAGUUUGAUGGAAACUAUCAAACUUUCGAUCCUCACACAAAUCGACCCCGACUUUUUCUGGAGGAAUCAGGCCCUCCAGGUCGGUCAGAUUGUCGAUGCUCUCGGCGCCGAAAUUGUCGCGGAACCCUUGCGGAGAUCCGUGUUCACAAGCCUGAGCGACUUACAGAAGGCAACGGUCCUCGGAAGCGCUCCUGGACAUAUGCCUUCUCAUCUUUGGGAGGCAUUCUUAACUAGCUAUAUGUGUGGGUUAUGCUUCCGCUUGGUCUCGUCCGGCGGUCGCAGGGUCUACUUUAGCGUCAAGAAGCCAGCCCACUCAAACCUACCACGGAACGCGAGCAUCAUAAUCGUAGCCCAGGCUUGCUCGGAUUGUGUCGUUCGGCCCCUUCCAGAUCAGGCAUAGCGCCGGUUAGGCUGCAUAUUUUCCACGGCUCCGGUCUCGACCAGGAUCCAUCACCUUCAUCGUCAACUCUCUCCAUUCCCCUUUACCCCUCUUGCCUGAUCGUCGGCCCGGCUCUCGAAACACGCACGUCGCAACGCCCAUUCACGAUAUUACGACUACGAAUGAUCUUGCUUUAUCUGGUCGACCUUUACGAUCACUUGUGUAAUGAAGUGUAGUCUCGAUUCCUUAUGCCUUAUACCCAUGCCUUAUGCCCACGAUAGAUUGUUAGUUAUCAGCUGCCAGACCCUACGG